AUGGACCCCAACGACCAACUUGCUCUGCGUGUGUUCAAGUGGGCGAAGCGUAAAAACUUCAGCUAUGCCACACGGGUCCUCCUCUUGGAGUAUGGACUUGGAAUCCCUGUCGAGCGGCCUCUCAUUCCGGACAUCCGAUUUGACCUGAACAUGCGGGAUGCAGAUGAGCUGCUCUCCUAUCGAUUUGAUGUUCGUGGAGUUGUUGAGCUGACGGACUUGCUCGGGAUCCCAAAUGUUGUGAUCACAAGUGCUCGUGACCGUGUUGUUGGUGUUGAAGCCUUGGCAAUUUUGCUUCGACGCCUGCGUUAUCCGAUCACGUACUACAAUAUGGUGGCGUCAUUUGGGAGAUCCCGGGAACAAAUCUGUCGCAUUUUCAACUACAUGUACUGCGAAGCCAUUCACAAUAAAGGAGCCCCGCUGACCAAAGUGUGGGCUUUUCCCGACGGCACCAAAAUUGAAACAUGUCGAAUCAACGCAGCGUCGCGCGGUGCAGAGGGCCUCAACUUGCAAAAGCGAAUUUAUUCCGGUCACAAGCGACGCCAUUGCUUGAAUUUUCAAGGCCUGACAACGCCGGACGGACUGUGCAUUCAUUUCUUUGGUCCCUUGGAGGGCAGCCGCCAUGAUGUGACACUGCUGCGCGUCAGCAAAUGCAAGAGUUUUUCGCAUCCCACGAAUACAUUUUCGGUGGUUAUUUCAUCUACGGCGAUCCAGCAUAUCCAAUCUCGAAGUGGAUAA
This is a messenger RNA of Aphanomyces astaci, 735 nucleotides long. RefSeq lists its product as hypothetical. The transcript has 2 exons. Lineage: Eukaryota; Oomycota; Saprolegniomycetes; Saprolegniales; Verrucalvaceae. The coding region runs from base 1 to 735 and encodes 244 amino acids. The record is from RefSeq and is a predicted model, not a curated record.